Chaetomium globosum CBS 148.51 is the source of this 1089-nucleotide messenger RNA. RefSeq lists its product as uncharacterized. The record is from RefSeq and is a predicted model, not a curated record. Bases 1 to 1089 code for a protein of 362 amino acids. NCBI's taxonomy places the organism in Eukaryota, Fungi, Ascomycota, Sordariomycetes, Sordariales, Chaetomiaceae. The transcript is spliced from 2 exons.
AUGCAUCCCAAACUCCAUUCUAUUGCCACAUCCCUUUUACUGGCCACUCAGGCCCAGGCUUUCCGCGUCACUUUCUACCUGGGUUCCCAGUGCCGCGGCGCUCGGCUGGGCACUGGAUCCUACUCUUACCCAGGGUAUCCUAAUGCCUGCCACAACGUCCCUCCCAAUGCAAUCUCGGCGACCAUCGAGCCGGAGUAUCUCGAUGGAGAAUCCAAUAACGUUGCUUUUUGGAAGUCAUGCAGCCAGGAUCUCAUAGCCAGCGGCGAUGACAAUUGCCUCAACUUCCCCAAAGCGACAAGGUUCUCCAUCCGUGAAGAUUGGACCGUCCCUGGCAAGCGGAGCGUCCCUUCCGCCGCUACUACCUCCACAACAGAGAGUGAAAAGGCCAUCGCGCCCCUAGCCCAGAAGACGCGUGCUCGCGGUCGUUCCCGCACUGCCGCCCACGCCCCAUGGGCCGCCGAGCAGGCGCGGCAUCGCCAGCGUCUCAACGUGUCGGAGGCUGCCGCGCUCGGCUCGCUCUCGCCGUACUUCGACCCGGCCAUCAUGGCGGAGGGCGGGUUCGGGCACGGCAACGUGUCCGAGGCCUUUGGCGACACGGUGCGCUGGCAGCAGGUGGCCCUGGGCAUCUCCGUGGGUGUGCCUAUCCACGAGUGGGACGAUGCCGUCCACGUCAAGAGCGACGCUUUUGUCCCCUACGGCGACGUCCACUCUCGCGGGCUCGAAGCGCGCGAUGACGGGUGCGGCGGUGCUGCUGCCCCCGACGAGGAGGGCGUCUGUCAUUCUCACUGGGCGUUGGCGGAGAGGUCGGAGCACGAGAAGAGAUGGGAUUAUGCUCGCUGUCGGUCGCUCUUGACGUGUGUGCGAGACACCGUCGGCGGGGCGCCGCUGCGGCUCGCUGACGGAUGGGCGCAGGGAGUUGAGUGCGCCAACCGGAUCAAAGCGGCAGGCUCAACGCUCUACGACUAUGUGAAGCGGUACCCGGUGACUUGCGAGGUCGUGAAGCUCGGCGCGGGGGGCCGUGAUCGGUUACGGGUUCGCUCAGAUCGGUUCCGGUGGAGGGUGCUACGGCUCAAGACACCGACGAGCUAG